This is a messenger RNA of Acipenser ruthenus (sterlet), 2031 nucleotides long. RefSeq names its product pannexin-3-like. The record is from RefSeq and is a predicted model, not a curated record. The coding region runs from base 83 to 1420 and encodes 445 amino acids. Lineage: Eukaryota; Metazoa; Chordata; Actinopteri; Acipenseriformes; Acipenseridae. Gene Ontology annotation, biological process: monoatomic cation transport; positive regulation of interleukin-1 production. The transcript is spliced from 6 exons. Gene Ontology annotation, molecular function: channel activity.
CCAGAACUAUUUCAGUUACUCUUCUUCACAGCUGGAUUGGGAUUCUACUGCUGCUGCUGCUGCUUUGGACAAGGACAACGAGAUGUCGCUCGCUCACUCUGCGGCGCAGUACAUGCUGUCGGACUCUCUGAUCCCGGAGGGGAGCGGGGACUCACGGCUCAAGGCACUGGCUCUGGAACUGCCCCUUGAUCGGAUCAUCAAGUUCGUGUCUGUGGGGCUGCCCCUGCUGCUUGUGUCCAUGGCCUUUGCAAGAGAAAUCUCCUUCGGUCCUCAGAUCACCUGUUUCCCCCCACACAACUUCACGUCAAAGCAGGCAGGCUAUGUGGAUACCUACUGCUGGGACUCCCUGAUACACCAUGAGUUUGACAGUGACGGCAACUUCGAGGAGCAAUCGCUGUGGGUGCACAAGAUGUUCCCCUACUCCCUGCUGGUGAUGGCAGUGAUGAUGUACAUGCCCGCUCUGCUCUGGCGAUUGCUGGUAAUGCCAUGUCUGGGGGCUGACCUGCUCUUCAUCAUCGACGAGCUCGAUAAAUCCUACAACCGCUCGGUGCGCCUGGCACAGUCCAUCCUAGAGCUGCAGCAGAACAGUCCUGACCCUGCCAGCUUCGCAGCUGAGCUGGAGAGGGCGAAGCGAGAGCGCUACUUUGAGUUCCCUUUGCUGGAGCGCUACCUGCAGGCCAAAAAGCACUCCUAUUUCCUGGUGUGCAUGCUGUUCCUGCGCAGCUUCCUGCUGCUGCUCUUCAUCUCCGCUGCCUGCCUCUACCUCGUCUAUUUCCACCUGUCUGCCUUCCUGCAGGACGAGUUCAGCUGCUUCGUCAAGACCGGCCUCCUGCGAGACGAGCCCUGGGUUCCUGAGCUGAUCCAGUGCAAGCUCACCGGGCUGCUGGUCUUCCAGAUCGUCAGUGUGGCCAAUGGGGCCGUCUACCUGCUCCUCGGUCCCUUGAUCUUCUUGGGUCUGCUUCGCCUCUUCUGCUGGGAUCGCCGCUUCCUGUCUGUCUACGAGGUGCUUCCUGCCCUGGGCCUGGGGCCGAACCUGGGCUGCCCGCUCAAUGACCUCAACGUUAUACUGCUCUUCCUUAGCGCUAACGUCUCCCAGCUGCGUUCCUACAGCCGGCUCCGUGCCGUGUGCACCCUGAGGGGCCCGCGGGGCCAACUCCGAAAGACGGUUAUCAGGAGCGGGAGCAAAGGAGAGGAGGAGGAGAAUGAGGAGAUGGAGGAGCGAGAGGAGAGAGAGGAGGAGGCGAGAGAGGCGCUGAAGGAAGGAGAACACACCCUGGUGGAUAUGAUGGGAGUGCUGGCUGGGAUGGAAGGGAACGGGAAGACUCUGAAGAAGCAGGAACCCCCAACAGAGAACCUGGAGUUCUCUAAUCAGCAGGGGUGCCCUGAGUUGAAGGAGAUGCCGUCAUGUAGUUAUGCCUAAAGAGCUUUCAGCACUGGGACUGAGCCUGCAGGGUUGUGAUGUAAGGAGCUCAGGGAAUAGGGGUGGAGCUGGAGGGAGCCAAUUGGGCAGGGGGUGCCAAAGAAAGUCACCAGUACCAUGUUUCCACUGUUCAGGUGGACGGUACCAUAUUCUUCCAUUGAUAUAAUGGCAUAUUAUAUUAGCAACUCAUUUUAAAUUAUUCUCAUACAAUUGGGAAAUUCCAAAAGCUAACGUUGUAGGGGGUGUGCAGAAAAUUAAGAUUUGACUUUCCCUUAAAAAUAAUCAUUCAUCUUGAAAUUAAAGUAUGUAAUACUUAAGGUGGGGUUUCAAAACUAGGUUGCAUUGCAUAUCUGUGUCUGCUUAGCAUGCAAAAUAUAAUUUAGUAAUGUUUAAAUCAACACAAAGAAUGUAUUUAGCUUUCAAAACACAGACCAUACAUUUGGUAUGUGGCAGUCCAGGUGCAUCAGGAUAUGAGGAAGCAUGGUACAUUGGACAGAGAACUGAGAGAUCGGGGGUGAGGCGGGGGUUAGAUCAUUGAGAAAGGGGUGGGAAGAGAUUCAGGAAUUGUUCUAUGUUGGGGUGGGUCUUUUUGUAAUGCUUUCCAUUCCUGG